AUGAUUGCAGUGUUUGCACGUGGUCCGUCCGUGCCUGCAAGUCAGGGCGUGCUUGCAAGUCCUGGAGAGCUCGUUGAAAAUCGCGUUCCACUCCGUGGUGACACUGUAGUCACUUUCCCCAUCAGGCAUGGGCAUGCCAUCCGGGAACAUGAUGGUGCCGCGCUUCGAGGGGAGUUCGAACUCGGUCCAUCCCGUCUGAUCCGCAUCGUCCUCGUGCCGAAGCUUGAGGCCGAAUUUGCGCUGCAGACCUCGCUCGGCAACGAGACUGCAGAACCCAGCCAGGAACGACUCAUAACCACUCAUGUCAGGCACCUCAAAGUUGCCAUACUCGUAGGCCUGGAGCGAUCCGUUGGCAUCGACGAAGUAGUGGAUGCCCCGGAGCUUGUUGCUGUCACGGUUUGGCGGAACAACAGGCUUCAUGAUCUGGACGGCCCCAUGUCCCGGGACCGGAAUCUUGUCAAAGACCAUGACUUCGCCCUCGGUGGUGUCAAAGUGCUUGUGGAUCAGUCGGACGCUGACGCCCUUGGGGACAUUGUGCUUGCUCAGCAACUCGCGGAGGUCCUCGAGAUCUUUGAAUUCUCCGUGGGAGCCCCGGCGACCUCGCUGAUCAGAGGCAAGGUACAAACCCUUAGCACCACUGACCACUCUUUGAAGGCAGAUGCUUCCACCUCGAUAAAAUAUGUACAUCUAGGUACCUUCGUGUACGGUACGUAUGCCAUGUCUUCAAUCUCGGUGAUCUCACUGGCGUUGUAUGGUCUUUUUGAUUUCCGACAACGAGAUACCAAGGCAGCUUCUGAGGUCGCCAUUCAACUUGACCUAUACCAAGAACUGUCCUCAGACUCAGCCCUCAACUCCAAGCUCUCCCCAGCGUCACCACCACCCGUACUACAGAGAAGAAAUCUCAUAAUUAUCAAACCAGUAACGCCCCAUCUGCUAGCUCCAGUGGCCUUCAACAUGGACGACCGAAACAUCCUUGACAAUAUGGACGGCCGGAUGCACGGCCCCAUGAGCGGCUUCAUCAAGAGAUACUUUGGCAAUUUUGAAUUUGCCCAGCAAGGUUCUUCGUUGGAAAUCAAGGCAGCUGGAAAAGUUAGUGGCCGCUGUACCAUUCCAUCAGCUGCGCCAUCACCCGACAAAUUCUUACAUUGGUUCUCCAACUACGUGUCACGGGAGCUCGACGGCGCUCGAGGCUCGUGGCAUAUAUCCAGCGGCGAUGGACCACCUGUGCCCGAUCAAGGGUGUGAUGAUGACGGUGCACGUCUCCUGUUGACCAUGUCCCCUACACCAGCCUCCAACGUUCAAAUAGAAUGGGGCCAUGUUCAGGUUAUCGGCCAGUUUCACCGCCGCGGUUCUGUUUCUUACCAGCAUGGGUUAUUGCGUCUCUGUCGGUCCGCAUACCAAGUCUUCGCCAGUCAACCUACGCGGCUCUUCCUACAUGGCUUCUACAUUCGCGGUUCACUUAUCGAGCUCUGGGUCUUUGAUCGAUCUGGCUUAUACUGCAGCGACCUCUUCGACAUCCAGAAAGACUUCAUCCAGUUUCUCUCUGUUGUUCUCAGCUACCAGAGGACGACGGACCAGGAUUUGGGGAGAAGCAACCUCAUUGAGACGGACGAGGGCGGCAGCUACGUUACUAUUAACAAUGGGACAGAUCAUUCUUUGGGAAAGCUCUACCUCGAAAGCCGACCCAUUGCGUCUUCUGAAGACCUUGUUGGCACCGGGACAACUUGCUACCGGGUUAGAAUGCCAGACUCGGAUCGAUGGGAUUACGUCUUGAAGUUCAAAUGGCGUUGGGCCAGGGAGCGUCCGGAGGAUGAGCUUCUAGAGCUGGCCAAGGAGAAACGCGUUUGGGGUGCCGUUUCGCUUGACCAUUACGAGGAGCUUGAAAGUACGGCGCAUCUGCGCAGAGGUCUCCGGUGGGGGCCACACCGAAAAUUCACCAGGACGCACUCUCGCAAGAAAGACGGGUAUAUCGAAGGCGGCCCGGAACGACAGGAAGUUACUUGCAAUGCUGAGGGACUCGCCGAAUAUACAGAAGAAACCGGCAGCUUCCUCCAAAACCGCAUCCUUGCCUGCAUGGUUACUUCUCCCGUCGGCAGACCUCUUCACACAUUCCAGUCUCUCUCAGAGUUACUUCAGGUGCUUCGUGAUGCUAUCAAGUGUCACCGGUCACUCUAUCACGACGCAGGGGUUCUUCACCAAGACGUAUCCCCAGGGAACAUCAUCAUUGUGGAUGGCCAACAAGAUGAAGGAGGAGAAAAGCCUCGAGGGAUCAUGAUAGAUUUCGACUCCGCAAUAGAGCUCGCCGCCGAAGGAGCAAACUCGGAGACAGACACAAACUUUAACAUUAUCGGCACCAGACCAUUCAUGGCUAUUGGUGUUCUGAAGGGCGAACGUCAUACGUAUCGUCAUGAUCUGGAGUCUUUUCUUUACGUUUUCCUCUGGACAGUCAUAUCGAACCACAAACAUGAUCCCCCCCAAGGGACGAGCAGCAAACUUCGGCAAUGGUCUAGGGGCAACUGGGAUGAAUUGGCGGUGCGCAAGUCGCUUGACAUGGAUCGGGACGGCUUCCAAGCUAUCCUGGGUGAAUUUCCUCCCGAAUUCCAUCCCCUCAAGCCUCUCGCCGAGUCUCUACGCCAGAUUAUGUUUCCCCUACGGGAUGGGGUACUCUGGACAGGGACCGACGGCUCGCCUGAAGGGGUACGGAAGCUCUACGAUGGAAUAAUCGGCGCGUUUGAAGAGGCCAUUACUUCGAUUUCUGGGGGCGUACGAUAGAUGUAUUGGAAUGAGCAGGGCUUUUUUCGGUGUCUCCUCCGAGUGUUGCUGUGGACAUGGACAGGGAGCAUGAGAGUGAGUGACGAUACCCGUAGGAUAGAGAGCAGGAGGUAGAACAGGAGAGAUAAUACCGAAACAAUGUUCCAUG
Canariomyces notabilis is the source of this 2920-nucleotide messenger RNA. RefSeq lists its product as uncharacterized. Lineage: Eukaryota; Fungi; Ascomycota; Sordariomycetes; Sordariales; Chaetomiaceae. The coding region runs from base 1 to 2772 and encodes 923 amino acids. The transcript has 4 exons. The record is from RefSeq and is a predicted model, not a curated record.